CUUCUUUCCCAAAUCCCCAGCAGUCAGCACAGCAGAGGAGGGAGCUCAGCUCAGGAUCGAGCGGAGCAGAGGUAGCCAGGAGGUCGACCGGCAGCGGCAGGCCGGCGAGAUGCACGUGUGCUUCCGCGGCGGCGCCGGCGACAGCAGCAGGGUCGCCAGGCCCAUCAGCGCCAUCAGGGGCUUCACCAAGAGCAUGAAGGCCAUGUCCCUCAAGGCGAAGCCGGGAGGCAGGAGCCGGAGGCGGCGGCCGGAGGAUGUUAAUCCAGGAGCGGCGUCCGCCAAGAUCGCGCCGGCGCAGCUUCAGGACGAAGCCGACGACGAUCCACUUGAAGAUCAUCAGCAGCGGAAGAAGAAGCCGGAGUUCUGCGACAAGUGCUGCUCCCCAUUGCCGCCGGAGGACGAGGACGAAAGGGAAGAGGAGGAGGAGAGCGGCGGCGGGGGUCGGGAGUGGGUGGCGGAGCCGGAGCCCGGGGUGUCGAUGACGCUGGCGGCGCGGCGGGACGGCACGAACCGGCUCCGCAGGGUGCGCUUCAGGGCGGAGCUCUUCGACGCCUGGGCCGCGCGGGCCUGGUGGGCCGACAACUGCGACCGCAUCUUCGAGCUCUACACCGUCGCCCGCUCCGACUCCGACGAAGACUCCGACUCCGCCGCCGACGCCAUGCCUGGCACCCCAUGCCAGUCCGAGGACGACGAAGAGCCGCACACGCCGGAUCAUGAGACGGUGACACCCGAGCCAGGCGCGGAGGAGUCGGGGUCGUCGUUCUCCGGCGACCCGUCCAGCGGCAGCGGCAGCGGCAGCGGGUCGGCCGUUACGGUGGGGUCGCCGGUACUGGGCCUCGUCGUCACCGAACCCAACAACACCUUCGAAACGCCACGAACGCCGACGACAACUACAGAGAGCGCCCAGGACGACGAUGACGAGGAAGACGAGUGGGUGGAGGAGUACGAGCCCGGGGUGUUCCUCACCGUCCGGGCCUGCCCCGACCAAUCCCUCCAGCUCCGGCACGUCGAGCUCAGCCGUGAGAGGUUCGGGGAGGUGAAGGCGAGGGUGUGGUGGCAGGAGAACAAGGACAGGCUGCGCACCUUCUACUCCUUCUGAACUCUCAACCAUCUUGCUGCCACCAUCCUGCCUGCUUCCAUGUCUGUUUACCGUGGCGAUCAUUCAUCCUUGUGUCUUCCGUUGAAACAGAGAAUAUAUAUAUAGCUGCUAAUUGAUCAGCAUUACAAUGAGAGCAAAAGGGGCAUGCGUGGAGUUGCAGCAUGAAAGAUAGUGACAGAGUAUUUUUUUUACAGCAUAGUGACAGAGUAUAUUAUACUGUACUUGUUCUUGGAAAUUUUCCUGUGGUUUUGUCCUUUUUUCCCCAUGGGAAUAUGGGAUUCAUGUAAAUCGGGCAACGUCCCCCGUUUUACCACUGAUAACAAAUCACAAUUACUCCUUCCGUUUCAAAAA
This is a messenger RNA of Brachypodium distachyon (stiff brome), 1450 nucleotides long. Its product is annotated as putative protein Brevis radix-like 5. The transcript has 4 exons. The record is from RefSeq and is a predicted model, not a curated record. Bases 110 to 1099 code for a protein of 329 amino acids. Lineage: Eukaryota; Viridiplantae; Streptophyta; Magnoliopsida; Poales; Poaceae.